Molecule: messenger RNA, 4731 nt
Organism: Chara braunii
Lineage: Eukaryota; Viridiplantae; Streptophyta; Charophyceae; Charales; Characeae
Source: the annotation of a GenBank genome assembly
UAUGGAUGUGAUCUUUGUGUUGUUCUCCGUGAUGCUCUCUGCGCUCUGUGCAUUAUCUCAGUCUUGCAUGUGCCAUCUUAGGGACCUCACGCAGAAGCAGCUUGUGGCGAGGAAAGAGGAGUCGCUGGAAAUGGGUGGGUACUUCAUAUGCAAUGGGAAUGAGCGUAUCAUCCGCCUACUGAUUGUACCAAUGAGGAACUAUGUUAUGGCAUAUAAACGAUCCUCAUUCCUUAAUCGUGGUGUGCUUUACACCGACAUGGCGACGUACAUAAGAUGUGUACGGCCUGAUCAGUCAUCUGUUUCAGUGAAAGUGCACUACCUGGUCACCGGCUCGGCGAAUCUUGCAUUUGUGUUACGGAAGGAGGAGUUCUUCAUCCCCGUUGCCAUUAUCUUAAAGGCUCUUGUGGAAGUGAGCGAUAAAGAGAUCUUUGAGAGGCUGGUUGCCAUGGGAGGAUCAGAUGGAAAGAACGAAUCCCAAUUUUCAGCUCAAAGGGCAGAACUCCUUUUGAGAGAAACGCGGCGCUUCGGUCUUUUCACACGCCCACAAUGUCUGGCGUUCUUAGGUUCAAGGUUCAGAGUCAUGCUGGAUCUACCUGAUCGGCUUUCAGACGUUGCGGUGGGAGAGAAGCUUCUCAGAGACUACGUGUUUGUGCAUUUGACUCGGCCUGUCGACAAGUUCAAUCUCUUGAUAUACAUGAUCGUGAAGCUCUUUGCUCUCGUUGACGGAAUGAUUAUGGAGGACAAUCCCGAUUCUCUGCAGCACCAGGAACUACUUUUACCGGGCCACCUGCUCUCGUCGUUCACAAAGGAAAAACUGGCGGAAUGGUUGUCGCGGACACGCGAACUCAUCCUAAGGGAACUGAAGGACAAGCCUACAUCAGUGCACUUGGAUGACAUGAACUUCUACAGAAAGAUUUUCGAUAAGAAUUCUGUGCCAAUUGGUCGAAAGAUCGAGUACUUUCUCAACACCGGAAACCUCGUGACCAGAACAGGUCUCGACCUUAGUCAGGCACAAGGGUACACGGUUGUAGCUGAGAAGCUCAAUUGGUUUCGGUUCCUUUCACAUUUCCGGUCUGUACACAGAGGAGCCUACUUUAUGCAGCUGCGCACGACGACAGUGAGGAAGUUGCUUCCAGAGUCUUGGGGAUUCUUGUGCCCAGUGCAUACGCCAGAUGGAUCGCCAUGUGGCUUGCUAAAUCACCUCACAAAAGCAUGCUCUGUUAUUACAGAAGUGCUUGAUGAUUAUCAGAAGGUUCAGGCGAUCAUAUCCUCCGUGCUGUCUACCAUUGGAAUGAUUCCUUCUGUGCCAAUGGUGGCUCAUCCCCCGCCGCCGGCAUAUAUUACUGUGUUCCUUGAUGGGAAGGUAUUGGGAUGCAUGCGAUCAAAUGCGGUCCCUGCUGCAGCGGGAUAUUUACGGCUCCUGAAGCUCUUGCCGGAUUCAGGGGUUCCAGCCCAUCUUGCGGUCGGCUAUGUGCCAUACGUGGAGGGGAGCACCUACCCAGGAUUGUUUAUGUGGAUGCAGCCGGCACGCAUGGUUCGCCCAGUCAAACAGCUUGCAGCAGAUGCAGAGAACAACAUUGAGCUCAUUGGCCCAUUCGAACAGGUUUAUAUGGAAAUUCGGUGUCCCGAUGGAGGUGAUGCUGGAAGGGCAAGUCAAAAACUAGGCUCAGGGGUACCGAUUGCAACACACGAGGAAAUUUAUCCAACAAAUAUGCUGAGCGUAAUUGCGAACCUGACUCCUUGGUCAGAAUACAAUCAGAGUCCCCGUAACAUGUACCAGUGCCAGAUGGGAAAGCAAACGAUGGGAGUUCCUAUGCAUUCAUUUCCUUAUCGGCCGGACAACAAAAUGUAUCGAUUGCAGACACCUCAAACGCCCAUUGCUCGUACGGCGACCUUCGAGGAUUACUGUAUGGACGAUUUCUCGACAGGAACGAAUGCGAUUGUGGCAGUUCUUGCUUACACAGGGUACGAUAUGGAAGACGCUAUGAUCAUCAACAAGUCGUCACUGGAACGAGGCUUUGCACACGCAUCCCUCUACAAGACAGAGCAAAUUGAUCUGACAUCGCUCCAUGCCAAGGGAGACGGGAUUAACAAUGUGUUUGGGAGAGCGGACUCUCGAGGUGGGAAAGCUUAUGCUGCUAGAAGCAAGAACGAUGCGAAUUUCGUUGACGAAGAUGGACUGCCAUUCAUUGGAACACCGCUGAAAGAAGGCGACCCUUACUGUAGCGUCUACAACAAGGUCACGCGUGCUGUUAAACUCCACAAAUUGAAAGGUUCUGAGCCUGCGUGCGUGGACUCGGUUACAGUUAUCGGCACUGAGAACGAUGAAGUGCAGAAGAUCAUGGUUGGAGCUUUGAAGGGAGAAUUCAUCGAUGCGUCACCUUUCCAGGUGACGACGGCAAAUAAAAAAAAUGGGAAAAGGAGCAAAACUGUUGUGGACGAGUUUGGUGAGCAGUUGGUGGCAGCGGGCUUCAAUUAUCACGGGACCGAAGUUAUGUACAGCGGUAUCUUUGGUACCGAGAUGCCAUGCGAGAUUUACUUGGGCCCUGUAUACUACCAAAGACUGAGACAUAUGGUUUCUGACAAGUUCCAGGUGCGAUCUACUGGUCCUGUCAACAACUUGACGCGGCAGCCGGUGAAGGGAAGGAAGUUGGGUGGAGGCAUCCGUUUCGGAGAAAUGGAGCGGGACUCGAUGUUGGCACACGGGACGGCGUUCCUUUUGUUCGAUCGACUUCACACUUGCUCCGACUAUCACACUACGGAUGUGUGUUCCCAGUGCGGCAGCAUGAUCUCCCCUCUUAUGCAGACGCUCAAGACCUCACGGAUGGGAGCGCCGUCAUCUUUCGACACUCCCCUGUCCGGGAACCGGAGACGCAUGUCCUGUAAGGUGUGUGGGACUGGCAAGGGUAUCGAGAAAGUCGCGAUGCCAUUCGUCCUCAAAUACCUGGCCGCCGAACUCGCGGCAAUGAACAUCAAAUUGACGUUGAAACUGUCGGAAUGAAGAAGAAGGGGUCAGCUCUUUCACGUCGGCAUACCGAGUGCCCAGUAGGUAAGCACGGACGGAUGGCAUCGCCACCCGUCCUCAAGUACGUGGCCACCGAACUCACAGCGAUGAACAUCAAAUUGACGUUGAAACUGUCGAAAUGAAGGGGAAAAGGGGUCAGCCUUUUCAAUUUGGGAACUUGAUAGCACAGAUAGAUAGCAACCCCUAGAGAUGUAUGUCUUGAUCUUACUGCGAGGGCAGAAACCUUGCGAAGUUGAGAAUCGCGGCAACGUUCAAGAACUCCGCUAAGUUGGGAACUGGAAGAACAAUGCUUGGCGGAGUCUGUGUUGGGGAGAGGGAGAGAGAGAGAGAGAGAGAGAGAGAGAGAGAGAGAGAGAGAGAGAGAGAGAGAGAGAAUAACCUUGAGCUGUCGAGCAGUUGAGCCCUUGAGCACGUCUGUCACCUCCUUGCCACAACUUGUCUUGGCAUACUCAUGUCAUGUCGAGACGCACAAGCGUUGUCUCGCGGGGAAUGCGGACUUGUGGAUGGAUGGACGGGUGUCGAUACUCCCCACCGUGUGAUGAUAAGCAAAGGAGCUCUCUGGCGACGUUUGUGGUACUUUGGCCAUCGCAGAUGAUAUUGCCCUUGAUCCGCAGAGAGAAAAACAGCGCAGAGAACUGUGAGCUAAACGUGAGAGGACUGUUGUGUCUCCCCAGUCGUGCAGCGUUCAUAAUUGCAGAGGCGAAGCUGCAAAGGGGAGAAGGAAGGAGAAAAGGAGAGAGGGAGGUAGCAAGGAAGGAACGGGGGAAGGAGAGAGGGAGAGUGUUAGGGAGGGGAGAAAAGGAGGGAAGGGUGAGGGAAGGGGGGGGCAGGAGAAGGAAUGAGGAGGGAAGGAGGGGAGGAGGGGAGGAGUAGAGGAAGAGGGCGGGAGGGAAGGGGGGAAGGAGAAGAGGAGGAGGAGGGAAGGAGGGAAGGAUGACCAAAGAAGCAAAGAGGGAGAGAGAGAGAGAGUGCAACAAGGACGAGGAAGGGAGGGAAGGAGGAGGGAGGCAAGAGGGGAGGACGGGAGGAGGGAAGAGGUGGGCAGGAGCGAAGGAGGGGAGGAGGAGAGGAAGAGGGCGGGAGGGAAGGGGGGAAGGAGGAGGGAAGGAGGGAAGGAUGACGAAAGAAGCAAGAGGUGGAGAGAGAGAGAGAGAGAGAGUGCAAUAAGCACGAGGAAGGGAGAGAUGGAUGCAUAUAGCAAGUUGUAUCUGCUCUGUGUCACACCGCUCUGGUGUGCAUCGGCGUUGAACCGAUUCGUCGGAGACAAGAGGGGGAGAGAGAGGAGUUCCAGACUGUCUCUUUUUUUUUUACUGAUUCACUAGAAAGGAGACAAACGGAACAUUCACCUCAUUCUUUUGUGUACACGGCGAUCGAGGAAAGACGAAUUGGAAUUGACGGGUCGGUCAAUUUGCAUGCCAAGGUGGAUGAAGAGAGGAAUUUUGUGAGAGAGAGAGAGAGAGAGAGAGAGAGUAUGGAUUAGGAGCUGCGUUUUCAAUCCGGUUUUGUACAAUUGAGAGUAGGAGAAGAUUGGGAAGAGACAGAUCUAUCCUUGAGAAGUUGAGAAAUUUGCGAUCCUGCAUGGUUUAUAUAUGUCGUGGCUUUCCAGAAUACCACUUUUGCUUUCAGCCUGUGCAGACAACAGUUUUCGGGCAAUAAGUGUGUGCGUCGCCCUCUACAAAAGUGUCUAUGAUCCCCUUUUAGAAACU